GCGUUGCGUAGGGGCGGGGCUUGCGGUCGGCAUCUCUUCCAACUGCGGCUGGAGGCAGCGCCAUUUUGAACGUGCAGCGGCCGCUGGUGUGAGUGGGAACCGGCAGGUUUGCGGCCUAGCGACCUCCUUGUCUUUUCUGGCUUUCUCCUUCCCAAUCGCGUCUCCGUAGGGAGAUAGGGAGACACAGACAUAGCUUUAGGGUUGGCUCCAGGGACCGAGGCGAAGCCCUAAGCUAGGAUGAUGUUGAGAGGAAACCUGAAGCAAGUCCGCAUUGAGAAAAACCCGGCCCGCCUGCGCGCUCUUGAGUCGGGGGCGGGCGAGAACGAGCCGGCGGCUGCCAUGGCGCUCGCGCUGGCCGGGGAGACGGCGCCAUCCGCGCCCGUGCCCGCGCCCGGGGAGGAGCGCCCUGACGAGGAGGUGGGCUUCACCAUCGACAUCAAGAGCUUCCUCAAGCCGGGCGAGAAGACGUACACGCAGCGAUGUCGCCUCUUCGUGGGCAACCUGCCCACCGACAUCACGGAGGAGGACUUCAAGAGGCUCUUCGAGCGCUACGGCGAGCCCAGCGAGGUCUUCAUCAACCGGGACCGAGGCUUCGGCUUCAUCCGCUUGGAAUCAAGAACACUGGCUGAAAUUGCAAAAGCAGAGCUGGAUGGCACCAUUUUGAAGAGCAGACCUCUCCGAAUUCGUUUUGCAACCCAUGGAGCAGCCCUAACUGUCAAGAAUCUUUCUCCAGUUGUUUCCAAUGAGCUUCUAGAGCAAGCUUUUUCCCAGUUUGGUCCAGUAGAGAAAGCUGUGGUGGUUGUGGAUGAUCGCGGUAGAGCUACGGGAAAAGGUUUUGUAGAAUUUGCAGCAAAACCUCCUGCACGCAAGGCUCUGGAAAGAUGUGGUGAUGGGGCGUUCUUGCUAACAACGACCCCACGUCCAGUCAUUGUAGAGCCUAUGGAGCAGUUUGAUGAUGAAGAUGGCUUGCCAGAGAAGCUAAUGCAGAAAACUCAACAAUAUCAUAAGGAAAGAGAGCAGCCACCACGUUUUGCUCAGCCUGGGACAUUUGAAUUUGAGUAUGCAUCUCGAUGGAAGGCUCUUGACGAAAUGGAAAAGCAGCAGCGUGAGCAGGUUGAUAGAAACAUCAGAGAAGCCAAAGAGAAACUGGAGGCAGAAAUGGAAGCAGCCAGGCAUGAACACCAGUUAAUGCUAAUGAGGCAAGAUUUAAUGAGGCGUCAGGAAGAACUCAGGCGCUUGGAAGAACUCAGAAACCAAGAGCUGCAAAAACGGAAGCAAAUACAACUGAGACAUGAAGAAGAGCAUCGUCGACGUGAGGAAGAAAUGAUCCGACACAGAGAGCAGGAGGAACUGAGGCGACAGCAAGAGGGCUUUAAGCCAAAUUAUAUGGAAAAUAGAGAACAGGAAAUGAGAAUGGGUGAUAUGGGUCCCCGUGGAGCAAUAAACAUGGGAGAUGCGUUUAGCCCAGCACCUGCUGGUAACCAAGGUCCUCCUCCAAUGAUGGGUAUGAAUAUGAACAACAGAGGAACUAUACCUGGCCCACCAAUGGGUCCUGGUCCUGCCAUGGGACCAGAAGGAGCUGCAAAUAUGGGAACUCCAAUGAUGCCAGAUAAUGGAGCAGUGCACAAUGAUAGAUUUCCGCAAGGACCACCUUCUCAGAUGGGAUCACCUAUGGGUAGUAGGACAGGUUCUGAAACCCCUCAAACCCCAAUGAGUGGUGUAGGUCCUGUUAGUGGUGGUCCUGGUGGUUUUGGUAGAGGAAGCCAAGGGGGCAACUUUGAAGGCCCUAAUAAGCGUCGGAGAUAUUAAAUAUUCUUUCAUUCCUGGCUAUUUAGAGAGAAAAAAUUCAGUGGUAUGCCUUUACACUUUAACCUGUGACCUGGAAGAAAUGGUUUUUUUUGUUAAUGUCUGUAGACUUUAAAGUUGUUUUUUUUGUAAAACUUGAGGUUUUUGUAUUUUUCUUCCUUCAUGAGCUUUGUAGAUUAGAACGGUAAUGAUGAUGCUCAUCAUUGUGAAUGUUAAACUGUGUUUGUGACCUUAGCUAAAUCUAAGUAUGCCAUAGUACUGUGAAUCUGUGUCGUUACUUAAUCUCAAUAAAGAAAUCAUUUUGGAUAAUUUAAAAAAUGUUAUUAGUGGAAUUCUCUUAUAGUUUUAAUAAACUUUGCUGUAACAGUAAUACUUUGGUUGCUUUAACUAAUCCCAGCCAUUUAAAAAUGAAAAUAAUUUUCUGCUUUUUAGUUUGUGCAAGUAGCACUGAAGACAGAAGCUUAGAGAAAGCUUAUGUUAAUAAGGGGUGAUAGAAUAGUACAUUGGGGGGUAUGGGACUUUACAUUUGUGUAAACCAUUGAUGUUCUGUGAAACCACAGUUGCUGUCUACAUUUCAUAUAGAUUCUGAAUAUUCAAAUAUUCCGAGAAGGAAUAUUAGGGAUAUCUGUCCUGUGCUGAUUUUUCCAAAUAAAUCUUUUCAAUCUUGAAAAAAA
This is a messenger RNA of Rhinolophus ferrumequinum (greater horseshoe bat), 2480 nucleotides long. It is a transcript of the gene PSPC1, whose product is annotated as paraspeckle component 1. Gene Ontology annotation, molecular function: RNA binding. Gene Ontology annotation, biological process: regulation of DNA-templated transcription. The record is from RefSeq and is a predicted model, not a curated record. Gene Ontology annotation, cellular component: nucleus. The transcript is spliced from 9 exons. Bases 238 to 1809 code for a protein of 523 amino acids. NCBI's taxonomy places the organism in Eukaryota, Metazoa, Chordata, Mammalia, Chiroptera, Rhinolophidae.